Messenger RNA from Tachysurus vachellii, 2349 nucleotides. It is a transcript of the gene fbxo42, whose product is annotated as F-box protein 42. Bases 126 to 2147 code for a protein of 673 amino acids. The transcript has 10 exons. Gene Ontology annotation, molecular function: protein binding. The record is from RefSeq and is a predicted model, not a curated record. NCBI's taxonomy places the organism in Eukaryota, Metazoa, Chordata, Actinopteri, Siluriformes, Bagridae.
GCGUAAGAUGCUGCUUCUGUAGGCAGGAAGAUGGCGGAUGUUUGGAGACUGGAGAGCAGCAGCUAUAGUUGAUAAAGGGAAUCAGACGGCAGCGAUCAGAGGACAAACCAGGACGGACAGGGAGGAUGGACGCACACGCCGGCAGCAUGUCUCGCUCCUCUGAUAGCGAGGACGGCUGCUUCGUCGCCAUGGACACCGAGGACGCCAGCGCCACUUUACCAGGGAGUCACGACGACCAGAUCGCAGAAACGGAAGCAGCAGGCAGCUCAAACUGCGCAAAGCAUGCUGGAAAAAGCUGCCAGAGAGCCAUGGGUGAGCUGCCGGAGGAGGUGCUGGAGUACAUCCUGUCCUUCCUCUCCCCAUAUCAGGAGCACAAGACCGCCGCCCUGGUGUGCAAACAGUGGUAUCGCCUCAUCAAAGGUGUAGCGUAUCAGUGUUACCAUGGUUUCCUGAGGGCCAUUCAGGAAGGAAACAUUCAGUGGGAGAGUCGCACCUACCCGUAUCCCGGAACCCCCAUCACACAACGCUUUUCUCACAGUGCAUGUUACUACGAUUCAAACCAGUCGAUGUACGUGUUUGGUGGCUGCACUCAGAGCAGCUGUAAUGCUGCGUUUAAUGACCUGUGGAGACUCGACCUGAACAGCAAGGAGUGGAUACGACCGCUCGCUUCAGGCUCGUACCCGUCUCCUAAAGCCGGUGCCACGCUGGUGAUGUUUAAGGACCUGCUGGUGCUGUUUGGAGGAUGGACUCGGCCCAGCCCGUACCCUCUGCACCAACCGGAACGCUUCUUUGAUGAGAUCCACACCUACUCUCCCUCCAAAAACUGGUGGAACUGUAUCGUGACGACUCACGGUCCUCCCCCGAUGGCUGGUCACUCCUGUUCAGUCAUUAAAAACACGAUGGUGGUGUUCGGUGGAUCUCUUGGAGCACGACAAAUGAGUAAUGAAGUGUGGGUUCUGGAUCUCGAGCAGUGGUCCUGGUCCAAACCCACCAUCACAGGCCCGGCUCCUCACCCUCGAGGAGGCCAGAGUCAAAUUGUGAUAGAUGGCGAGACGCUGCUCAUCCUGGGGGGCUGCGGUGGCCCCAAUGCUCUGCUGAAGGAUGCCUGGUUGUUGCACAUGGGCGCCUCCACCUGGACAUGGCAGCAACUGCGAGUAGAGAAUGAGGAACACGGAGCUCCUGAGCUCUGGUGCCACCCGGCAUGCAAGGUGGGUGAGUGUGUGGUUGUUUUCUCACAAGCUCCUUCUGGCCGCGCCCCUUUGAGUCCGAGUCUGAACUCCCGCCCUUCCCCGAUCAGUGCUACGCCCCCUCCGCUCGGCCCAGACACACCGCCUCUGCGGUCACAGUCUCCUGUGCGCUCUGGUGUUGUUCUCGGCAGCGUGGAGGAGGCGCCUUGUGUCAAUGGACGCUGGGGAACGCUCCGGCCACGCCCGGCAACUGUUAGAAGCGGCGCCAGAGAUGGAAGUCCCUCCUCUUCACAGCAGCCAUCACCAUCACAGGCCCCAGACAGCCCGCCUUUGCUUAAUGGAUCCUCCCCUUCGCCUCAUACUAGUCCCUCCCACCCACACGGUCAUGCCCAUUUACCUACAGAUUACGGAUGGGAGUCUCCACCUUCUUCUGCAUCAUCAGUGGCUACAGCUUCCUUGGAUCCGCCGAGCACAAAUGGCAUCCAUACUCCACCGGGCGCCGUUUCUCCUGCUGCGCUCCGCAGAGGUCUGGAAGCUGUUAAAUCCCUCGCAGCAUCAUCAUCUUCUUCCUCAUCAUCCUCUAACCCCGCCCCUAGCUCCAGCCCUGCCUCAUUAAGCCCGCCGCAGGUCGACGGUCACUCGAUCCCUCCGAUCGCACGGCGCCUGGGCCACUCGGUUCCUCCCCAGAGCCUGAAUGUGGGAAAGCCGCUGUACCAAGCGCUCAGCUGUAAGCCCAUGCAGAUGUAUGUGCUGGACGUUUCAAGGGCUAAAAAAGAUGGUGCCGUAGCAUGGCGCGUCUUUGGCAGCAGCGCGGUCACUGGGCCGCCAGAGACAAGCCUACACACGGUGGUGCAGGGCAGAGGAGAGCUCAUCAUCUUUGGCGGGCUCAUGGACAAAAAACAGAACGUCAAAUACUACCCCAAAACCAAUGCCUUGUAUUUUGUACGUGCUAAAAGGUAAUGAGAGAGCACAAGAAGGACGGUGUGUGAGAUUUGGGAAGAUCGGAUUGGAAAUUUAGCCACGUUCUGACCAGGACACUGACAUCCUGAGACCUGUCUGUUGGGGAGAGACUGUAGCGACUCUGAGUCACAUUCCCAACACUAAUUCCUCAUCUCUCUUGAAAAAUCAAUUUUGACACAUAUAAAGGACACGUAUUGAAGAA